AUGUGGUUUUCCCUCUUUACCUGUCUUUUUCCACCUGUUUCCUCUCUUUCCUUUCCCAUUCGUUGUGCCAAUCACCAUUCUGAAUCGCCAUUUCCCCUCCAUUUUUGAAUUAGUUUUCUAGCUUAUAGUGUUCCUUUCCAGAACUUCUCAUUCCUAUUAUCAUUCUUUCCCCUAUACAUUUAUUUUAUUAUCCCAUUCGGAUGCCUUUUCUUCGUCAUCAUUCCUUUAAUUUCCUGAGUCCCCGCGUGUUGUACUUGGGCCCUGUUCGUUUUUCCUCAGAUAAACAUUAUGGCGAGAUCUCUAUAUGUCAGCAAUGAAGAUCCCAUUUUUUUCGUUGUUUUUAGCCAAUUGGUGGCCUAAAGUCUCAGUUGCAGUAACUGAACUUGACUUUAGUCACAAGAAACUUCUUUCAAUAACUGUUUUUGUUGUCACAAAAAGAUAAUAAUGAUAUGAAAUCGAAUUAUAUUGCUGUAUUUUAUUCGUCGAUUGUCUUUGGUACUAGGAAAAGGGAAAAAAAAUUAUUCACCCAUCAUUUUUACUCAUAUAUUCUCUCAAUUUGUCUAGUCGUCAUCCAGAAGUGAAGUGGGCUGAGAGGGUCGACAAAGUUUUUAUUACUAUCCUAUUACCAGAUGCCAAAGCUGUGAAAAUUCAUCUUGAACCUGAGGGUGCGUUGAUUUUUUCUGCAAAUGCUGGUGCAGAAAAUCACCUCUACGAACUGAAAUUGGAUCUACAUGAUAAGGUUAAUGUAGAGGUAAUGAUUCUCGGACGGAUUUCCCAAUGUGGUGAUGCUUCAUUCAAUUUAAGUUAAUGAUCUUAAUCAUUUCUUCCUUUUCUAUUGAUCAUUCAGGAAAGCAAAAUAAAUAUAGGUGUCAGAAAUAUCUUUUGUGUGGUUGAAAAAGUAGAGAAGACUUGGUGGAGUAAGCUGUUGAGAGGUGAUGCCAAGCCACCCCACUACAUCAAAGUUGAUUGGGACAAAUGGGUGGACGAGGACGAGGACGCCGGUCAGUCUCCUUUUACUCCUCUGCUUUUUGACUUGCAGUAAAAUCAAUAUAAAUAUAAACCAUUGAAUAAGAUUAAAGUUUAAAAUUAAAGCCAAAAAAUGACUGCUCUCUUGACAUGCCCGGCUUAGUAGUUUUCUUCGGAAUUUGAAUUAUUCGACAAGGUCAAUUGGGUUAUUAUAUCUUGUAAUCAAUCUGCUUCCCGUUGGUAAUCCAUUCUCUCAAUGCUUUCGCCGCAGUGUUUAGCUUUUAGUAAGAGUUCACUAUCCACCAUUUCUGACACAUUCAUAGUCAUUCUUGUCCAAUCACCUCAGCACGUCAGGGCACCAAACGGAGUCAAAACUGUUGGAGCCUUCUAAUCUGAUCUAUAUAAUUUCGGUUGACGUCGUUGACCCCGCCACUUGUGGUUCAUUUCAGGCACAGGGGGAGGUGACCUGGACUUCGGAGGGAUGGAUUUCUCGGUAUGAGCCAGUGAGGUUCCCUUUUGACUUUCCUUGAAAUGACGGUUCUUCAGAACUAAUCUCCCGCGCUUAAUCGUUCCGUGUAGAAAUUCGGUGACAUGGGAGGGGCUGGCGAGGGCCACGACCAUGGUCUCGAUCACAGCCAUGCCUUGGAUGAUGAUGAUCUGGAGGACAGCGAUGAGGACGGUAAAGAACCCUAAUACCCAUCUCGCCAUUUCUGGAGGAUCAUCCCCACUGGUGAGCUUAAAAUCGGCCUCCUUCCAGAUCAUGAAGCGGAGAAGAUCGAGCCGGCAGGGGAGAAGAGUGGAGAGGAAGCAAGCAAAGCAUAG
This is a messenger RNA of Spirodela intermedia, 1788 nucleotides long. Lineage: Eukaryota; Viridiplantae; Streptophyta; Magnoliopsida; Alismatales; Araceae. The record is from the annotation of a GenBank genome assembly.